Paramecium pentaurelia is the source of this 1255-nucleotide messenger RNA. The record is from the annotation of a GenBank genome assembly. NCBI's taxonomy places the organism in Eukaryota, Ciliophora, Oligohymenophorea, Peniculida, Parameciidae.
AUGAAUCACAACGAUUACUUUAAUUCUUUGAAAUCAGAUUCCAACUCCAGCGAAAUUUAGUUUGAUAAAGAAGAGGAGAAUGAUAAUUAAUUUGAAGGAUAGAUCAAAAAGGAGAAAGGAAAUACUAAGAAUGCCUAUAUUAAUAAAAUCUCAUCUUUAAUAAAAAUAGCAAAUUUGGAAUAAGUGGAAGAAAAGUAAUUUAAAUAAAAUGACAAUAGAGCUAGAGAAAAAUUAGUUUAAACAAAAUCUUUAAAUUAAAUCUUUGGAGGUGGAUCUAGUAUUGAUUUGGAAGAAAAACUAAUAAAAAAUAGAGAGUCUGCAAGGAAUAGUAGAAAGAGAAAGAAAAUUUACUUAGAAUUAUUAGAAGAUAAAGUUACAAUAUUGUCAGAAAAAUUGGAAAACUUUUAAAAAAUUAAUAAGUCUACGGCUGAUUUGUCUUUGAAAUUAAAAAAUAAAAUAAGCUAAGUAAAUUAUAUUAUAAUUUAGAAAUAAGAGCAAGAUCAGAAUAAAAUGAUUAAUUUUUAAAAUUUAUAAAAUACAGUAUAAAAUAAUGGUAGUGAAUUGAACAUUGAUACAAUAAUAGAAACUCUAAAUGUAUAAAAAAUAAUUUAAAAAAGAAAAAAUUUGGUGCAGGAACUUUUGAUAGGUAACAAUAGUUAGAUCAUUAUUUUAAUCAAAUUUAUGAAAACUGCCUUUCACCUUAUCUCAAUUAUAUUAUUGGAGCAGCAAAGACGGAAUAGGAUAUUUUUUAAAUUUAAAUUAGCAAUGUAGACAAUGGAAUAUUAAGGAAUUUGAAGAUGACAGAUAAAAAAUAACAGAUUUUUAUAAAGAAACAUAAAAAGCUACUCAGAUUUCAGAAUGAUCUUACUAAGUUGUGUUAAAAUUUAUUUUUAGCACUUUAUUUUCUUUCUAAGAAAUGAAAAACUAAAUAUUGAUUGAAUUGAGUUCGUAUGGAUAAACAUUAGAUUAAUUAAGAAAAGAGUUAAAGCCUAGUUAGGUAGGGAAAUUUCUUAUUGAAAUUGAAAAAAAGGAUAUGUAGCAUAAUUUUAGAGGAUAAUUUGAAUAAUAGUUUGGUGUAGAAAUGGACGAAGAAGAUUCUUUGGAUUUAUAUCAAUUUAUGAUUGAACAUAAUAAUUGUAAUACUCUAGAUAUCGAUAUACAACAAAUUUAUCAUUUAUAUAAAAAAUCAAAAUUAUUUUAAAGAAGACAUAAUGAAUCAGAUGAAUAGAAAUAGCAAUAAAAUAAAGAUUAAUGA